AACUUAAUCCAUUCCCGUCCUUGCGACACUCUUUGCCAUGGCAGGCCCGGCUAGACCCUUUCUUGCCUUUGGCUCGUUGAUACUUGUCGCUGCUGGAAUCCUCCUUCAAUUCCUCAACAUUCUGACUGGCGGCGUCAACGAUUCUCCGCUCGACAAGUUCUACUUUCUCCAAGCAUCCACAAACGGCAUCCCCAACGCACGAAACCCGACACGAUGGACUUUCUUCGCCAUCUGCGGUGCCGACCCAUCUUCAGGACGCAACGCCAAUUGUGGUGCACCUGUUCCAGCCCUUCCCUUCGACCCUCCUAGGAACUUUGGAAGCCAGCAGAACAUUCCUGAGCAGUUCAUUGGCACAUACCAGUACUACUACCUGUCUCGCUUCAUGUUCGCAUUUUACCUCAUCGCUCUCUUCUUUGCUGCUGUUGCUCUCGUGUCUGGUCUUCUUGCUCUGUGCAGCCGUCUUGGAGGAUACCUAUCUUCCCUGAUGACUUCCAUUGCCCUGUUCUUCCAGACACUUGCUGCUGCUCUCAUGACCGCAUGGGUUAUCAAAGGUCGCGAUGCCUUCCGAUCUGCCGGUUUCGAAGCAAGCAUUGGAAGAUAUUUGAUGGGUUUCACCUGGGCUGCUGUAGCCUGUUUCUUCCUGGCUACCAUCAUGUUCUGUCUCGGUGGCCGCCUUGGAAACGAUAGUUCUUCCGGAAUGCGUCGAAGCCGCUCUGCCAAGUCGAACCGUAACCGAGGAAGCUUCUUGGAAACCGAUUCCCAGCGGAGGGUUAAGAGCGAGUACUCAGUGUAAACUGAUUCACCGUGGGAGAUAUAUGAGGAGGCAGAUUACAAGGGUAAAAUGUUUCAUGUUUACGCUACGAUAUCCAUGAUUUGAUUUAAUGUAUACGAAUGUUAUUUAUAGUUAAUGGCAAGUGAAUGAACAAAA
Molecule: messenger RNA, 928 nt
Organism: Pyrenophora tritici-repentis Pt-1C-BFP
Lineage: Eukaryota; Fungi; Ascomycota; Dothideomycetes; Pleosporales; Pleosporaceae
Product: SUR7 multi-domain protein
Biological process (GO): endocytosis; cortical actin cytoskeleton organization; septin cytoskeleton organization
Cellular component (GO): membrane raft; plasma membrane; cell cortex
Source: RefSeq, a predicted model, not a curated record